CUCAGUCGUAAAAUUUUCGUCGAACGCGACGGAACGAACGCGCUUGCUUGUUGCCCAGGCAGGUUUUUUUCGUUGUUGUUUUUGCUGGCUUGUGAAGCGGUUGGCCACUCACGCACACCUCCACACAAAUAAAUACAAAAUACAAAACACAAGGCGCACACCUACACGAUACAUACACACGGUUGUGAUUUGGCGGGCACUUGUGUGCGUGUGUACAACAAAAAGUAAACGAAAUUCGGAGUGCAAAGAAACAUCAAAUAAAAUAGUCGAAAAAUCGAAAAACCAAAACAAGUGCCAGUUAUCCAAAGUCCUUAAUUGAGGAAGAAGAAGAAGAGCAAGUGUUGAACGCUUUUUGAUUUCAAAGAUUUCAAGAUUUUUCGUGUCCGUGCGUGUGCAGCAACAAACACCAACACCAAUACCAACAUACAUACAUACAUAUACCAAGAAGGCAACGAAAGAAGAAGCGAAGAAGCAGAGAGAAGUAGAAAAAAUGUGCGGCAGUCCAAAGCAGAUGAUGUAAACUUUGUUGUAACCAAAAAAAAAAAAGAAAAUAACAAGUCGAGAAGAAGCAGGAACCAGAAGAGGGAAGUGAAUAGAAAGAAAAGUCGAAAAGUUUUGGAAAAGCCAUCUCGAAAAUGAUGCCCGAAACGGAGCAGGAGAGCUGCAACAAGGAGUGGCUGCAAUCGCAGCUGAGAUCCCUGGACGCCAAGGAGCUAAUCCUGUUGGAUUGUCGCGGUUCGCAGGAGUACAGCGAGUCGCAUAUCCGCGGCGCCGUCAAUCUCUGCAUUCCGAGCAUAGUCCUCCGACGACUGGCGGCCGGAAAAAUCGAUCUGGCCUCCACGAUCAAGUCGCCGGAGCUGAAGGAGCGCAUCCAGACGGGCUACAAGCUCUGCCUGUUCAUCCUCUACAAUGGCGAGGGCGUGGCCAGCCAAAGUCCGGACAUGGCGGGUGCGGGAGCCUUUGCCGUGGCCAUGGACUCCAUCAUCAAUAUCCUGCAUCGUCGCCUCAAACAGGAUGGAUGUCGUGUGGUUGCCCUGCAAGAUGGCUUCUUCAGCUUUCGCCAGGCGUUUCCGGAAUGGUGCGAGGACGACAACCAGGCCAACAACAAAGAAAUGGAAUCUAGUCGCAAAGUAAAGACCGAUCAGUUAAUGGGUCUAAGAUCCCUACGCAUUUCCACACCGCAUUCCGAUUCCGCGUGCAGCAGUUCGGCCGAAUCGUCGGACUGUGAGAGCACCUCCCACCACCAUCACCACCACCAUCAUCAUCAUAAUUUCAACGAGGCUCCGGUGGAGAUAAUACCCGGACUACUGUUCCUGGGAAAUGCAUCCCACAGCUGCGAUUCGAAUGCAUUGCAAAAGUACAACAUAAAGUAUGUUCUGAAUGUAACACCUGACUUGCCGAACGAGUUUGAAAAGUCGGGCAUCAUCAAGUAUCUGCAGAUUCCAAUUACCGAUCACUAUUCCCAAGAUCUGGCCGUUCACUUCCCAGAUGCCAUACAGUUUAUAGAGGAAGCGCGCUCGGCGAACUCGGCGGUGCUGGUCCACUGCCUGGCCGGGGUGUCGCGCUCGGUGACCGUGACGCUGGCCUACUUGAUGCACACCCGGGGCCUGAGCCUCAACGACGCCUUCAUGAUGGUGCGGGACAGGAAGCCGGAUGUGUCGCCCAACUUCCACUUUAUGCAGCAGCUGCAGUCCUUCGAGAGCCAGCUGCGCCUGAGUCCCGGCGACUCUAAGGCCAUGGACGAGUCCGGGAUGAUGGGCCAAAGUGUUGGCCUGGGAUCGGCCGGCUCCAACAAUCCGAUGGCUAAUGUGCUGGCCGCCAAUCCCAGUGUGGUGGCCACGCGGUGCGGCCGCGGCUCCAAGUUCUCGUGCAAUUGCAUCGCCCCGGACUGCAAGUGCAUGCAGACGGGCGGGUUUAUGGCGGCCCACCUGGCCAAGGCCACGGGCGUGUCGCCCGACUCCGGGAUCGAGUUCGAUCGCUGGACACCGUCCUCGGACACGGGUCUCAAAUGAGACCAGGUGGGCGGGAAGAGUUUCGUGCUGCCGCCCAGUCAGGAGAUAGCAGCUGCCGUCGCCACAUCGCCGCCACCCAUCGGCCUGGCCGUCACCUCGGACAACAUGUCCCCGGCCAGCACCACCAGCUCAUCCACAUCGACCACGACCACAGCGGAGGCGGUUUCUGUCGUAGAAGUAGUUCGAGAUCGUCGCGAUGGGGAGGACGAUGCGGAUGGGGAGGAGAACAACGAUGAGGAGUCGGUCUAGAUGGCAGAGCUAUUCCUAACGCGGUUGUCGCUGGAAACGCCCGUUAAGAUAAUAUAACAAAAUACAUACAUAUGAGCCGCGUAUAUAAUAAGGGUAUGCCUUCAAGGUCUGGAAGAAAUCUUACAUGAAAUGUACAACGUUUUGUACGACAAGUUGAAGAAAUACCCAACGUCUAUAUAUAUAUAAUAUUAAUAAACAUAAUUAAUAUAAUGUUUAGUACAUUUUUAAGGUCUAAUGCAAAAGAAGUUUAAUGUUAUCCAUACACCCCCCUCUCCCACACAAAACACCGACAACAAUAGAUUGAGAAACGAGAAGAAACUAAAAUAUAUGAAAUAUAUUUAUAUAUACACCAUGUACAUGUUUGUAUUUAACUCCUAAGCCAAGUCAAGAGAAUAUACACGAGAGUCAAAGUAAAAAAUAAACAAAAGUUUAAAGUUUAAACCGUUUUUUCUAGGCAUAAACGUUUUAUUUUUAAUUUUAAAAUUUACUAAAACUCGAAAAUCGUUUAUAAUUGUAAAAUUUGUUAUAUAAGGAGAUAAGGGCAGCCGUAAAGGCCCAAAAUAUAUAUAUAUACCUACCAUAUAAUUACUGAAUGCCAAGUCAUAUAUAAGUGUAAAGUGAACUAAAAUCCCGAAUAUCGAAGAAUUUUUAAAAUUGAUGCGAAAGCAAAAAACACUAAAAACCAAGAAAAUAAAAUACAAGAAUUUGCACAAAAAAAAAAACAAACAAAAAACCGAAACCCCUUUGCCCAUCAGUGGGAAACAUUUUUUAUGGUUUUUUUUUUAGAAAAAAGGGUGGUCUCUGAAUCAAAGAUCUACAAGGACCACACAACGAUAAUCCAGGGGAGCGGACGUAUUAACGUAUUAAGGUUUUCGGAUCGUAGAACGAUGGAACGAUUUUCUAUGGAUGAGAUGUUAAAGUUUUAGAACAGUACAUGCUUCGAUCUAUUUGUUAUGAAUAAAGAAUAUCUAAAUGUAGUGGUAUGUCAGGCAAUGUUGGUACAAAAUUCAAUCAGGUGACGUUUCAAGAACACAAAUUAACCAAAAAC
Molecule: messenger RNA, 3309 nt
Organism: Drosophila bipectinata
Lineage: Eukaryota; Metazoa; Arthropoda; Insecta; Diptera; Drosophilidae
Gene: Mkp3
Product: Mitogen-activated protein kinase phosphatase 3
Biological process (GO): negative regulation of MAPK cascade; protein dephosphorylation
Cellular component (GO): cytoplasm; cytosol
Molecular function (GO): protein tyrosine/threonine phosphatase activity; MAP kinase tyrosine/serine/threonine phosphatase activity; MAP kinase tyrosine phosphatase activity
Source: RefSeq, a predicted model, not a curated record